Besnoitia besnoiti is the source of this 810-nucleotide messenger RNA. RefSeq names its product putative F-actin-capping protein subunit beta. Gene Ontology annotation, cellular component: F-actin capping protein complex. The record is from RefSeq and is a predicted model, not a curated record. Gene Ontology annotation, molecular function: actin filament binding. Gene Ontology annotation, biological process: cell morphogenesis; barbed-end actin filament capping. The coding region runs from base 1 to 810 and encodes 269 amino acids. NCBI's taxonomy places the organism in Eukaryota, Apicomplexa, Conoidasida, Eucoccidiorida, Sarcocystidae. The transcript is spliced from 8 exons.
AUGCUGGGCGGUGCGGGGCCUCCGUCCUCAACUAUUCCUCAAGCUCUGGAAGGGAACUGGGUUUCCGCAGUCAGCUUGACGCGCCGCAUGCCGCCGAAAUUCAUCGACCGAACAAUCGCAGGAAUUCAGCACCUCUGUCCUCGGCUCCGCGUCGAGCUCCUCACGCGCGUCGACCGCAGACUCGGCAUCUGCUUCGAUCCCGAGGCUCGAAAAUACUUUGUUGCGUGCGGGUACAAUCAGCACGGCUCAGCGUUUCGGUCGCCAUGGAGCAACACCUACAUCGAGAAGGACUCAGCGGGACCCGCAGCCCCCCGGCGUUUCAAGCCAGCCGACAAUCUGCGCCACUUGGAAAGCGCCUACAACCAAAUUUUCGACGCAUACCGCCACACCUACUACGAGGGCGGCGUGUCUUCUGUGUACCUGUGGUCGCUACCUAGCGAAGACGGGUUCGCAGCGGCUUUCGUCUUGCGGCACGCUCUGGAUGGCGGCGCGAGCGGAGAUGGGCCGCGAGGUUGCUGGGAGUCGACGCACGUGGCUGAAGUGACGCAGUCUAUUUCGAACGUUUACUACCGCCUGACCUCCACGGUGAUCUUGAGCGUAAAACCGCCGCGGGGCUCGAACGCUCACUUUUACGGCGGCGCGAUGAUGACUCGCACGAGCGAGCAGUCGCAGAAGGCUGAGAUCAACGCGUCGCCGGAUUCUCCGCCGCACAUCGGUGUCAUUGGUCCGAUGAUUGAGACGAUGGAGGAAAGCAUGCGGACUGCGCUGGAAAGAUGCUACUUUGCGAAGGCCUUUGCGGUGAGUUUUUGA